Molecule: messenger RNA, 1706 nt
Organism: Leptopilina heterotoma
Lineage: Eukaryota; Metazoa; Arthropoda; Insecta; Hymenoptera; Figitidae
Product: synaptic vesicular amine transporter
Exons: 7
Coding region: 162-1460 (432 amino acids)
Biological process (GO): aminergic neurotransmitter loading into synaptic vesicle; transmembrane transport
Cellular component (GO): synaptic vesicle membrane; terminal bouton
Molecular function (GO): serotonin:sodium:chloride symporter activity
Source: RefSeq, a predicted model, not a curated record
AGUGUUACCUAAUAAACAAUAUAUUUUUUUAUUUUAAAAAAAUAAAAAAAAUUCUAAUAUUUUGUGUACGAAGAAAAGAAUUCGUAUUUACACUUAAAAAACGGUGUUUCCCAAAAAAUAAUCGGUGAUGACUUAAUAUUGGUGAAUUAUUUUAACAAAAUAUGUCGACCGAGGGUGAAAACCAAUCGAGAAUUUUCAUUGUCACUAUUGUUUAUCUUAGUCUAUUUUUAGAUAACGUACUACUUACAGUUGUUGUGCCCAUCAUUCCGGAUUAUCUGUACACACUCGAAGGUAAUUCAAGUAUUGUCAACUCGGAGGAUGAAAAUGGUCGUGUGGGAUUAUUGCUAAGCUCGAAAGCGUUUAUUCAGUUAAUUUUGAAUCCUGCGGUGGGAAUUUUUAUUGGUACCACAGGAUACGCCAAGCCAUUGUUCUUUGGGAAUAUCUGCCUACUUAUAGCAGCUCUAUUGUUCGCCUUUGGACAAACGUACGAGGUGCUUUUCUUGGCAAGAAGCAUUCAAGGCAUAUCGUCAGCUUGCAUCGGAGUGUCAGGAAUGUCUUUGUUGGCAUCUCAAUAUCCGGAAGAAGACAGAAGAUCAAAGAUUAUGGGCUUUGUCCUGGGAAGUAUUGCCCUUGGUGUACUUCUUGGGUAUCCAAUGGGCUCAGUUCUUUACGACCUCGAAGGAAAAAUUGCCCCAUUUUUACUCGUCGCUAGUCUUAUUGUCAUUUCGAUAUGUCUUCAGAUCUUCACUUUAGAUUUCGAAUCUGAUAUCCAGAAAACUGAAAAAAAUUCAAGUUGGACGCAUAUGUUAUCAGACACUCGAAUUCUUAUCAUUGCCGGCGCGAUUUGGUUCUCGACGUCACCAAUGGCAAUUUUAGAACCCUGCUUGCCAAUUUGGUUAAGGAGUCACAUAAAAGCCAAGAAAUGGCAAUUGGGAACAGUCUUCAUUCCGGACAGUGUUGGUUACCUAAUUGGAACAAAUUUUUUUGGAAUGAUCGCCUAUCACUAUGGUCGUUGUAAAAUAGCUGUUCUGGCAAUGAUUGUUGUUGGCAUUAGUGCUACUUUGGUCCCAACGGCUACUACAAUGUCACAACUCAUUAUUCCCCAUUUAGGCAUGGGGUUGGGUAUUGGAGUAGCAGACGCUGCUUUGGUCCCUUUAUUAGCCAGCCUGGUUGAUCAAAGUGGCAAUUAUGGUCUAGUUUACUCCAUCCAACAAGCAGCAGUCAGCCUGGCUUACUCACUGGGGCCUAUUAUUGGAGGUGAAUUGGUUCGAUCAAUUGGAUUUCAAUGGGUCAUGCGAAUUGUAGGACUGGCGAACUUAGCUUAUUGUCCAUUGCUGAUAUACAUUGCAUUGGAACAAAAGAAACUUCUCACUCAAGUUGAGAAAAAGGACUAUAAUUCCAUUCAAAUGCCACCGAUAACCAAAUACCAACGUUUCUAUGAUUCUGACGAUGGUCUUUGAGAGUAUUCGAAAGGAAAAAAACACAUCAAUUUAUAUUCAUAUAUACCAACUCUUUCAAUAUCAAUUUAAAAACUUCACCUCUCUUAUAUAUUAUUGAUAUUCGACUAAUACUUUUCCAAUUUCCUUUACUUUCCUGCAUUUAUAUACAAUAAAUUAUAUGUAAACUGAACAGAACAAAAUUCUCACUAGAUUCAACUUCUUUUUUAAAAAAACUUUUCUGCGUCAUUCAAUAUAUUGUCAACUAUU